Messenger RNA from Stomoxys calcitrans (stable fly), 7916 nucleotides. RefSeq lists its product as uncharacterized. Gene Ontology annotation, cellular component: nucleus; plasma membrane. Gene Ontology annotation, biological process: axon guidance; ephrin receptor signaling pathway. The transcript is spliced from 6 exons. Gene Ontology annotation, molecular function: ephrin receptor binding. The record is from RefSeq and is a predicted model, not a curated record. Bases 226 to 2373 code for a protein of 715 amino acids. Lineage: Eukaryota; Metazoa; Arthropoda; Insecta; Diptera; Muscidae.
UGAAAACAGAGGUUUAAUUGCGGUGAGGUGAGAGAUAUUUUGUAAGAGCGAGAAGACCAUACAGCACAGGGGCAAGAACAAACAUAGGCAAGCAGCAGACCGUCAGUUGGAGUAGAACGAGUCGAGUGGACCGAUUGGUCGUGGUGUUGUACGUUUGUUUUUGUGGUAGAAGAGCAAAUAACGCAGCGAAUUGUUGGCGAUUCCGCAGUCUGCCUUAGAAGGGACAUGGCCGUCUUUUUGCUCAAUAUCUGUAAAUUUAAUGGCUGCGGAAUCACAUUUCCAAGUUUAGGAGAUUUAAUACAACACAUUGAGGACACACAUAUUGAUUAUGAUCCCAAAGUGGUAGAACAAAAGGAACAGGCCCAGCCUGCUUGUUUGCCCUUGAGCUAUGUGUUACGUUUUAUAUCGGAUGAUGCACGCAAAGAAAGUCCCUUUCUGUCGGCCAAUGCUGCAGGCGCUGAACUUAAGCGCAAGCUGGCGAUUAAACAUCACAGUUAUAGCAUGUCCUCAUCGAAUCGUAGUAACACCCCUACUGGUAGCGAAAUGGAUGAAGAUGAAAUGGUUGUUUCCGAGUCGGAGGAUAGCAAUGAUUCCUGGACAACCGAAGAGUUUAGUUCCGAGUUCAUUAUGCGCUACGGCAGCAGGCAUUCCGGUUCUGGCAGCAAUGGCACACCAGGCAAUGAGAAACCAUUUGCAUGUCCUGUUCCGGGAUGCAAGAAGCGUUACAAAAACGUGAAUGGAAUCAAAUAUCAUUCGAAGAAUGGUCAUAAAAAAGAUGGAAAAGUGCGAAAAGGCUACAAAUGCCAUUGUGGCAAAAGUUACAAAACUGCGCAAGGCUUAAAAAGUCAUGCGUUGGUAGCACAUAAUUCAUCACCGGAAAAUGUUUUGGUAACACAGACUCUGGGUAAUGUGCUUUCGACCGGCAAUGGUAGUGGUGGUGGUGGUGCAUUAGGAGGUGGAGGCGGUGUGCUAAUGCAGCGCAGCACCUCACCAUCUCAAUCACUGGGCUCAUUGAGUCCCUCAAGUAUUAGCAACAUGUCCAGCGGAGCUAGUAGCUGUCAUGGCAGUGGUGGCCUUAAUGGCAAUGCUAGUACGGGCACAGGCAAUGGCAAUUGCAGUCAAAAUCUUUUGCAACACUUCUCGAAUAACAGCAGUCAUGGUUCCCAAGGUCAAACAACGACGGUCAAUUGUUUGGCUCAAGCUAUCAAUGGUGGUGGCAAUGGGGUUAGCGGCGGCAGCGUUGGCGGUGGCACCUUAAACUUGCAGCAACAACAAUACACUACAACUGCCAAUAAUCAUCAACAAGUUGUAGCUGCCGGUGCUGGUGCUGCAACACCAUCCUCCGCAUCCUCUAUACUAGCAACAACUGUGGCCACCUCAGCAAAUGUUGCAGCCGCUGCAGGAGUUGUUAAUAAUGUUUCUGCAUCAUCCACAGAGUCGUCCUCCACCCAAUUUUCUUUUAGUGGACAAUUGUUGCCCACUGCCACGCAACAACAGCAACGUUGCAACGUUCCCUCGUCAUUAAAUGCCGGUGGUGUUGGUGCGGGUGCGGGUGCGGGUGCGGGUGCGGGUGCGGGUGGCGGCAGUGGUGGAUGUCUCAAUGCGGGUCUUAGUAAUAAUGGCAAUUGUUUUUAUGCAGCCACGGCUCCUAUAAUGCCAACUAAAUCCCUAUUGCCAUCUUUUGGUAGUUCGGCGGCCAACAAUGGGCCCCAAUUGCCAACAAAUUUACAGCAACAGCAACAACAACAUCAUCAUCAGCCACCUGCCAUAUCUCCGACUUUUAUAGAACACAAAUAUUCAGCAAAUACAUUCAAAGAGAAAUUUUUAGCCAAUCUAAGACAAAAUCAACAAAAUAAUAAAUUGAAAACUUUAAACUUACCAAUAACAACAACAACACCAAUCAUAACACCACCAACGGUAACAGCAGCAGCAGCGGCAGCUGUAAACACUGUAGCACCAACAUUAAUCGAUAAUAACAGAAUACUAAUAGACAAUGGCAGUAUUAAUAAUUGCGAAACAUCAAACUCUUUAGAGACUGAAAUUAUUGAUGAUGAUGACGACGACGAUGAUGAUGAGGAGGAUGUGGACGAAGAAGAUGAUGAAGUCUUUAAUGUUGCAGAGGGUCAGGACAAUAUCAAUGAAAAGCAUAAUAAUAAUCGGUUAAAAGACAAUAUGACUGCUAAUGUUAAUGGUCUUUGUGGGGUGUCUGCGGCAUCACUUUAUAUCACUAAUAAUGUAGGUGGCAGCAGCGGCGGCGUAGGCAUUGGCGCUGGUGUCGUCGAGGUUAACAAUGCAAAUCCUGAAAAGUGUUCCAUACAACAGCAACUGAAUGAAACUAUAAAAAACAAUUUAUAUAAAAAGUCCAUCAAUUGAUAAGCCUCUUUUGUGUUGGCGCAUCUUUUGUGUUGGCGCAAAGGGAAGAGACUUUUUGCCUCAUUACAAAAACUUUAUAAGCACCCGCCCUCCCUCCCCCUCAUUGUCUUUUACUACAUACAUUUUCCUCAACCUCCCCUCCCCUACCCUACCCGCCCCUCAUUUCUUCUCUUAUACAUGGCUGUGAUGUGUGGAAUAAAUAACUAAACUUUAAAAUUAAUUUUAGAGAAUAAAAGGCUUUAGUUUAGUAAAGAAAAUUAAAAAAAAAAUUAAACUAAAUCAAUAGGGACUAGUUAGUGUCUAUAACAAAAGGAAAGAAUGACUUGUUUAUAUACAAAUGGCUUGAAAUGCAGUAGAGAUUGAGCCCUAUAUAACACACAUUGUGGAGAAUAAUGCAAGUUGCGAAAUUUAUUUAAAUGAGUUUUCUUGUUUUUUUUUUCUGUAAAAAAUAUAUAUAUAUAGAUAGAUAUUGUUUUGUUUUUUUUUUUCUUCGAUGUGUUAGAAUUUUUGUUUAAUGUAUUUAUUUAUUUUUUCCAUUAUUGUAUGUGUAUAAAUGAAUUUUGUUUUUGUUGUUGUUUUCAUAAUGGAAACCUAUAAAUGUAAUAAGAUAAUGAAAAAUGAAAAAAAUCAAAAAAAAAAUUAUGUUAACUAGUUACAUACCUAUAAUCACAUAUACAUACAUAUUUAAAUGUUGCCAGAGGUCAAAUGAUAAACUAACAUACAUAUGAAGAAUUCCAUAACAAAUUAUACAACGGAUUGAAAAAGUUUUCUGUACUUUAUGUGAGAAAAAACGCAAUAGGUCAACCAGUCCAUGAAUGGACUCAAAAUCAGAAAAAGCAUAUAGAAGAUAAAAAAUCAGUCUGUUCUUGUUGGCCAUAUGCCGCUAAAGUGUAGCGGAAAUAUUAUAGGAAUUCCUCUAAUCUUUGGUGUAGCGUCUCCAGUUUGUUGCUGUAGUACAGCUGAUUUGUGAGAGCAAAAGCAAUAACUUUGUUGACGAAGUGAUUGUGAUGAUCAUUUUGAAAGGUUUAAGGGGUUCACUCAAUUGCAGUGAAAACUAUGUGGACUUUCUUUGCGGGCGCCAAUUUAUGAAAUUUCUCUGCUACUUUUUUUAUACCCUCCACCAUAGGAUGGGUGGUAUACUAAUUUCGUCACUCUGUUUGUAACACCUCGAAAUAUGCGUCUAUGAACCCAUAAAGUAUAUAUAUUCUUAAUCGUCAUGACAUUUUAUGUCGAUCUAGCCAUGUCCAUCCGUCUGUAUGUCGAAAGCAUGCCAACUUCCGAAGGAGUAAAGCUAGACGCUUGAAAUUUUGCACAAAUACUUUUUAUUAGUGUUGGUCGGUUGGGAUUGUAAAUGAGCCAAAUCAGUCCAUGUUUUGAUAUAGCUCCCAUAUAAACCGAUCUUGGGUCUUGACUUCUUGAGCCGCUGGAGGGCGCAAUUCUCGUCAGAAAUUUUGCACGUCGUGUUUUGGUAUCACUUCCAACAAUUACGCUAAGUAUGGUUAAAAUCGGUUCAUAACCUGAUAUAGCUGCCAUAUAAACCGAUCUUGAGUCUUGACUUCUUCAGCUUUUAGAGGGCGCAAUCCGUAUCCGUAUCCGAUUUGGUUGUAAUUUUGCACGUAGUGUUUUGGUGUCACUUCCAACCACUGUGCUAAGUAGGGUUUAAAUCGGAAAUAACCUGGUAUAGCUGCCAUAUAAACCGAUCUUGGAUCUUGACUUCUUGAGCCUCUACACGGCGCAAUUCUUAUCCGAUUUGGCUGAAAAUUUGCAUGAGGUGUUUUGCUAUGACUUUCAACAACUGCGCUAAGUAUGGCGCAAAUCAAUACAUAAGCUGAUAUAGCUGCCAUAUAAACCCAUCUGGGAUCUUGACUUCUUGAACCUCUAGAGGGCGCAGUUAUUAUCCAAUUUGGCUGAAAUUUUGAACAUCGGCUUCUCCCAUGACCCUCAACAUACAUGUUUAAUAUGGUCUGAAUCGAUCUAUAGCUUGAUACAGCUCUCAUAUAAACCGAUCUUCCGAUUUUGCUUCUUGAGCCCCUACAAGGUGCAAUUCUUAUCCGAAUGGACUGAAAUAAUACACAAUGACUUCUACAACGUUUAGCAUUCAAUUCAUUUAUGGUCCGAAUCGGACUACAACUUGAUAUAGCUCCAAUAGCAUAUCAGUUCUUAUUCAUUAUUCUUUGUUUGCGUAUAAAGAUAUACCGCGCAAAGAACUCGACAAAUGCUAUCCAUGGUGGAGGGUAUAUAAGAUUUUACUUGUUUCUUCUCACAUUGCAAAGGCUUGGCUUGCCAUCGCAAAGCCCCACAAAUGUCUUACUUGUUGGCUGAAAUGACUUGUGUAGCUCAGUAGUUUUUACUGUUAUUGUGAGUGUAUAUCUUUAGCGAAGAACUAUUAGGACUAUAGAUGAGCUAAAGAGUAAUUUGCUUUGAUACUCCCAUAAAAUAAGCCAAAAAUAGCAGGCUUUGACAACUAGCUUAUAACUAAUGGUUAAACCAAGGAAGCAUCGAUUGAACAUCCCCAUUUCGCUGAUGUACAAUGGUUUCAAAUCCAAAAUUCAUAAACGUAAUUCUGUCUACGAUGAUUAUUAAUGAAACUCUUUACGCUCUUUUAGUUAAUUGCUUAUAAAUGAUCAAAUUAUUUAAACAAGAAAAAAAAAUAAUUUUGAACAAAAUCAGAGUAUUUCAACAAAAAAAAAAACCAUAAGAAAUUAUUAGUUUUCUUAAAAUCUUUAAUUUUUUAUUAAAUCUUUAUAAGAGCCAGUUAAAAAAAUCAAAUGUAGGACAGGAGGAUUUCUUACUCUUAGCAAAUUUUCUGGAAUUUAAAUAAUUUUUCAAUAUUAUAAAGUUAAAAGUUUAUUACAUUUUGCUUUGUUUUUCUUUUAGACUGAAAUGCAUUGUCCCUUAAAUUUUUUUUUUUUACUUUUACUCUAGUAACUUUUUUUAUGAAAAUCAUAUAAAAAAAAACAAUUAUUUAAUUUUGAAUUCAAUUACAAGAAAUAUAAAGAAUUUUGGAUUUGCAUUUAAAGUACGUUUUUAUUGGCCACUUAAUCCCGAUUUAUGGCCUUUUCGAGAUUUAAGUGCUAAAUCCUGUGGUUUUAGAUUUUACCAUACCAAAAUAAAUCCAACUUUUGCUGGAUUUAUUUUUAAAUCCCAAAUAACCCUGGUUUCAUGUCUGAAUAAUCGAUAAAAGUACCAAAAUAUGCAACUGUUUUCAAGAAUUGCGUUUGGAUGUGUGUGAUAUGCACAUUCAUGUAUACACAUGUACGCUUGUGUGUGUCACUUAAAUCCCCAAAAACGCAAUGUAAAACCCCGUUUACACUGCUCAUUUAAUCCGGAUUUUAGGUGCCCGUCAGCUGAUUUUAUAAAGGAAAAACAGCUGAUGGAGGUUUAAACGAUCAGUAUUUGUUUUUGGAUUUAGGUAAAUCCAGAUCAUAAAAAUUUCAAUGUUAACGUGCUAUUAGCCCCAUCAACUUUGGGUUAACGCUGCCAUAUAGAAAAAAAUAAAAAAUUAGUUUAGUAAAGCUAGAAGCUUGAAAUUUUGCACAAAUACUUUUUAUUCGUGUAGGUCGGUUGGGAUUGUAAAUGGGCCAAAUCGGUUCAUGUUUUGAUAUAGCUGCCAUAUAAACCGAUCUUGAGUCUUGACUUCUGAGCCUCUAGAGGGCGCAAUUCUCAUUCGAUUUGGCUGAAAUUUUGUACAACGGCUUCUCCCAUGACCUUCAACAUACGUGUCCAAUAUGGUCUGAAAUGAUCUAUAGCUUGAAACAGCUCCUAUAUAAACCGAUCUCCCGAUUUUCCUUCUUGAUAAGAAUAGGCGCAAUUCUUAUCUGAAUGGAGUGAAAUAUAAUACAAUGACUUCUACAAUGUUCAGCAUUCAAUUGAUUGCCUAAAGCAUUGUACCAAUAAAAGCUAGUCAAGAGAUAGUGCACUUCACCAGAAAAAAUUGUACUCAGCUGUUUACGGUACACUACCUGGUAAUUAUGUCAUGUAGUGUACCGUUAACAGCUGAGUUAAAUUUUUUCUCGCGAAGUGCACUAUCUGUCAAAAAGUUUUGGUUGUGUGUGUAUUAUAGUUAAGAACCAUACACACACAAACAACGAAAAAUGGCGCGAACUAGUAACAUACUCAAAAUCAGAGUUGCACUAGUCAUUGAUUUUGACAGACAGUACACUCAAUAUUUUGUUGUUGGGUAACUGCCACUACCUGUAAUUGAAUACAUCUUGGCUUGUCGGGUUCUAAGCAUGAGGACAGUGUUUUCCGUCGCACAUGUGUCCCCGCCAUGAAUUACUGUGGGUACGUUGUUGAUUGCAUGGCUGCCUUUAUUAAUAAAUUAACUUUCACAGCUGUUGUGCUGUAAGGAGCGGUAUUUAGGGUUGUUUUCUUAGGGCACUUCAUGGCGAAACAAUUAAUGUUGGUCUCAUUUGUACAACAACCACAAAUCAUAUGGUACAAUCCGCCAUUUGCCAUCAAGCUGAUCGUCGUUUUACUAACACACUCAAAGAAAUUUGUGUGCGUACAUGAGCAAAGAAUAUGCGAGAAAGAAGAUGACAACAAAGAGAACGCUAACAAAAAUCUGACAACUAAAUACCGUCAAACUUGGCCGGCUGUUAUCAGCUGUUCGCGUGAGACCACCUUUAUAAAUCGAACGAUUAUGGUUUUCUUUUUAGCUCCAUUCAGCUUGUUGAGCAUUUUUGUAGGUUUUUCUCAAAGAACCUAGACGAUGUAAAUUCGAGUAGGUUUAAUAGAUCUUUAAUCAUUGUCCACUUCAUUUUUGUGUUUCUCUGCGAUUCAAAUGAAGCCCAUCGAUUUGAUCCUACAGUGUUGAAACAACCUGUGGAUUUUUCCACUCAGAAGAUCAGUUAUUUGUAGAGCACUUCUCUCAUCAGCCAUGAGUCUCGUUCUUUGGGAUAAUAUUUUGAUCAGGAAAAUUCAUAUUUUAUGGCUUCAAUUGAUUUUUUUUACUUUUUUUCAUUAUUAUCUCAUUUUUUAACAAGCUAGAUGGUGAAUAUGAAAUUAUUAAAAAAAAAAAUUAAAUAUUACUAGACAUUUAUUUGUAAUUCGGAAUUUGUAUAUUAUAAAAGUUUUUUUAUUGAAUUCAAAUUGAAAUAUAUUUUAUAAAAAAAAAAUAUAUAUAGUGUAUCACAUUAAUCAGAGCAAAUUUUUUCACAAUUAUUUCUUACACAUUUAACGAAUAUUCGCCAAUAAUAGAAAGGUUUUAUUUUUAAAUGAAUUAAAUAUAAAUAAGGGACUGCUUGCGUAAUUUUAUUUUGAUUUCCUCCUGUUUAUGUUUUAGUUGAUAUAUUCUUUUUGUUCAUUUCAAAAAUAAAAAAGCAAAAGUAAAUUGUGGGGUUGUGAUGUUCAUUAUAUCCAGUUUAAAAUAUAUCCUAUACAAAAAAAAGACAAAAAUACCAAAAAAAAAAAACGAAACAGUAACUCCUUAAACUUAACAAGAACAUCUAAAAGCGAUAAAUAAUCCGUUUAAAAAAUCUUUACAAACACGCAGACACACACACACAAGUUUAAGUUCGUUGUGUAUGUUAUCCUAAAGAAAA